Messenger RNA from Suillus paluster, 935 nucleotides. Its product is annotated as kinase-like domain-containing protein. Gene Ontology annotation, biological process: signal transduction; peptidyl-serine phosphorylation; endocytosis. NCBI's taxonomy places the organism in Eukaryota, Fungi, Basidiomycota, Agaricomycetes, Boletales, Suillaceae. Gene Ontology annotation, cellular component: nucleus; cytoplasm. The record is from RefSeq and is a predicted model, not a curated record. Bases 6 to 935 code for a protein of 309 amino acids. The transcript is spliced from 3 exons. Gene Ontology annotation, molecular function: ATP binding; protein serine/threonine kinase activity.
CCACCAUGAACCAUAAGGUCCCGAUACGAGUUGACGGUAAAUUCAGACUUGGAGAUGUUUUGGGAUCUGGUUCAUACACUGUUGUGUACCACGCUCGGAACAUCAUCAAAGAUGAUGCAGUUGCCAUCAAACUCGAAUCCAUCACAGCCCAGCCAUCUUCUGUACAGUGUGAAUAUGCCAUUCUGAAACAACUUGAAGGUGGAGUUGGGAUACCCCGCGCUCUCUGGUUCGGUCGAGAAUCAACAUAUCAUGCUUUGGUUCUCGGCCUCCUUGGGCCAUCACUGCAUGAUCUUUUCCUUGCACAUGAUCGAAAAUUUAGCCUUCAUACUGUUGUCAAUCUAGGAAUCCAACUGCUCUCAUGUCUUGAGUAUAUCCACUCAAACAAUUAUGUUCACUGUGAUAUCAAACCACAGAAUGUCUUGGUGGGCCUUGGCCAUUUGAAGCACACUGCAUUUAUAAUCGAUUUCAGUAUCGCGAAGGAAUACUGGGACACUGCAACCAGAGUCCAUAUUCCCUUUCAUCAAAAUCAACGUCUCACUGGCACUCCUGCCUUUGCUUCAAUCAACAACCACUUAGGAGUUGACCCGGGUCGUCGUGACGACCUUGAAUCGCUUACAUACAUGUUGAUCUAUCUGUUAUGCAGCUCCCUUCCAUGGUUAACUAGUGACCACAAGAAACUCUCCAGCUCUUCCAUACUUGAGCGCAAGGUCAACACCACCAUUGAAGUCUUAUGCGAUGGAAUUCCCAUCGAAUUCACAAGUGUUCUCAUCUACAUGUGCUCUCUUGCGUUCUCGGAAGACCCUGACUAUGGGCAUCUUCGCUCAUUGUUUUGUGGUCUUCAAGCCACCUUGGCUGUGCCAUCUACAUGCUCGCUGGAUUUCAGCAUGCCCAAUAAUCACAUCACACAUCACCCUCCAAUCUCCAAUGAACACUAG